Molecule: messenger RNA, 493 nt
Organism: Temnothorax curvispinosus
Lineage: Eukaryota; Metazoa; Arthropoda; Insecta; Hymenoptera; Formicidae
Product: histone H2A-like
Exons: 1
Coding region: 49-423 (124 amino acids)
Cellular component (GO): nucleosome
Molecular function (GO): structural constituent of chromatin; DNA binding; protein heterodimerization activity
Source: RefSeq, a predicted model, not a curated record
CACUGUUCGUGUCGAUACGUCUCACGCUCAAAUCUCAAAUAAGUCAAGAUGUCUGGACGUGGCAAAGGAGGCAAGAUUAAGGGCAAGGCGAAGAGCCGCUCCAACCGAGCUGGACUACAGUUCCCCGUGGGUCGUAUCCAUCGAUUGCUGAGAAAGGGAAAUUACGCCGAACGCGUUGGCGCCGGUGCCCCGGUGUACUUGGCCGCCGUGAUGGAGUACCUUGCCGCCGAAGUGUUGGAGUUGGCUGGCAACGCGGCCCGCGACAACAAGAAGACCAGGAUCAUUCCCCGUCACCUGCAGCUCGCCAUCCGCAAUGACGAAGAAUUGAACAAGCUGCUCUCGGGCGUCACCAUCGCCCAAGGUGGAGUGUUGCCUAACAUUCAAGCGGUGCUGUUGCCGAAAAAGACUGAGAAGAAGGCGUAAUCGUAAACCGAUUGCGAGAGACAACAACCUUUGGUUUGCAGCUACUGGAAUUAACAAAUGGCCCUUUUCA